This is a messenger RNA of Populus nigra (black poplar), 607 nucleotides long. Its product is annotated as large ribosomal subunit protein eL31. Gene Ontology annotation, biological process: cytoplasmic translation. The record is from RefSeq and is a predicted model, not a curated record. Gene Ontology annotation, cellular component: ribosome; cytosolic large ribosomal subunit. Lineage: Eukaryota; Viridiplantae; Streptophyta; Magnoliopsida; Malpighiales; Salicaceae. The transcript is spliced from 2 exons. Bases 85 to 453 code for a protein of 122 amino acids. Gene Ontology annotation, molecular function: structural constituent of ribosome.
GUGAAGCAGCAGCUAGGGUUUAGUUGUAGCAGCCGAAAGAAAGAGGAAGGUUGUGACCUUUCUGUGAAUAGGUGCGCUGCAAAGAUGCCAGAGAAAUCAGGGAAAGGAAGAAAGGAGGAGGUUGUUACCAGAGAGUACACCAUCAACCUCCAUAAACGCUUGCAUGGAUGCACCUUCAAGAAGAAGGCUCCAAAGGCCAUUAAGGAAAUAAGGAAGUUUGCUCAGAAGGCCAUGGGGACUACUGAUGUUAGAGUUGAUGUUAAGCUUAACAAGCAUAUCUGGAGUCGUGGUAUUAGAAGUGUCCCAAGGAGAAUUCGUGUUCGCGUUGCACGGAAGAGGAAUGAUGAUCAAGAUGCCAAGGAAGAAUUUUACUCCCUUGUCACUGUUUCAGAGCUACCUCUAGAGGGAUUCAAGGGACUUGGCACCAUGGUCAUUGAUGACAAAGAAGAGUGAAGUAACCUGCCUCCGUUUUGUUAUUAGUUUAAUUUCAGUUUUGGCCAUAUCUUUUGAUCAUUCUAGUGAAUUUCAUUUUGUUUUGGAUUUUUUUAAGGGAACAUCUUUACCAGAGAAUAUCUGACUUUUAUUUAUGCCUUGAUAGUUUUAAGUA